Messenger RNA from Serpula lacrymans var. lacrymans S7.9, 788 nucleotides. RefSeq lists its product as uncharacterized. The transcript is spliced from 5 exons. NCBI's taxonomy places the organism in Eukaryota, Fungi, Basidiomycota, Agaricomycetes, Boletales, Serpulaceae. The record is from RefSeq and is a predicted model, not a curated record. Bases 583 to 786 code for a protein of 67 amino acids.
CUCUCACAUCUCUCAAUAGUCAGACCCACGAUGUAUAAGGAUUCUAGGACAAGAUAUGAUUACCAUGCACUGCACUGGUGUGUAAUCCCAUUUGAUCCUCUUAGCGUUUUGUCCUAUUAGGCUACACCUUAGCCAGACACGCCGGCGUCACGGUUUUGUAGUUCAGGUACAAGCACAAUAUCAUUUGUCUAUGAAAACCAUGAGGCAGCUUGUGAUCCACCCUGGACUGUGCCUUAUUUCUGGGACGAAGAACAGUGAAAUAUAUGCUUAUUUCAGCGGGAAGCAGGUGUAUGCAUUGAUGCUGCAUUUACUUUCAUGAAGUAUCCCCUCUAUAAUAUGGCUAUUUGAUUCUGCCGGAAGUAUCUGGACGCAAGUAUAAAAGACUGUUGUGCAAUGAUCAUGUCUCAAUAACCCCCAAAUUCACAUUCAGUCCCUCGACAAGACAUCUACCAUGAAAUCUCCUUAUACUGUGACUUUUUCUCUUGUUAUUCUUGCCUUUUCUCUUGUGCAUAUGACGAUUGCGGGACCCAUUACUGGUUCGAAGAACGGUAUCCAGUAUUUCCUUAGCAUCUACUGAUGUGAAUGAUCACUGACUCUGUUCAGAUGAGUAUAAUGUGGUUCAAAAUGAGCAAUACAAUCACAAACGUGGAGAGCGUAAACAUGAUAAUGGGCGGCUCUACAUAUGGGCAGAGGACUCCGACGCUUCACAAGCGCGAGCCUGAGCCUGGUUUUAUGAAAUUCGACUCUGCACUCGACGACAAAGCAGAAGAUGACGACAUUGACUGAGG